AACAAGAGCAAACGAGAAAGAUAAUAGAUAGAGAGGGAGAGAGAGAGAGAGGUGCAAUGGCGAGCAAUGGAAGCAGUAGUAGGCUUAAGCAGCGACUCGUUCGCAUGUUUAAACCUUCUUCUCUUCUCCGCUCCUCCUGCAACGGUUCCACCUCCGGUGCCACCAUCCUGAGCUCCACCGGCUCGAGCCGGACCCUUUUGCGCGACGUCGCCCCUGCGCCCGUCUUUGUCCCCCGCCACCACCGACACCGAGGUGUUGACGAUGAUGAUGAUGGUAUGUUCUUAACCCAUGACAGCCUCGGCCGAUCUCUAUCCUCCUCGAUCGCCAAUGAUCGUCGUCGCCAUGCGGCUCCCGUCUUGCCGCUCUCCAUAGAUUGUGGAGGUUGCCGGCCCACCCGAGACAGGCCUCCUCUCGUUGCCAAGCGUGAGAAGGGGAGACACGGGAAGAAUAAGAAGAGGGAGAGGAGAGUGAGAGAGACGGGUGGGUUCUACGAGACCGGAGAGGGGGAGGGGAGGAUGUGCCCUCCGGCCUCCCCUUCCUCUCCGUCGAAGAGUUCUUGUUACUACUACUGCUUCGAUGAAGUGGAGAAAAAAGAGAAAAAGGAGGAGAAGAAUAAAAAGAAACAGAAGAAGAAGAAGUUGCUGUCCAAUAGCUAUGGAUUCAGUAGCACUUCUUCUGCGGACAGUGUUGACGGGUUCGAGUUCUUUACUAGUGAAGAGCGAGAGGUUAAGGAGGAGACCGAGGCAUUCUUCUCGUCGAGAAGCUUCUCCUCCGACUCCUCCGAGUUCUACCAACGCCCCAACAACAAGAAGAAGAAGAACAAGAAGAAGCCGUCUCGGUGUCCGCCGAGAAGAAGAACGAAGAAUCACGAAAAUCGCAUUGCCAGCGAGGGGUUUCAGCCCUUGGUUUCGAUAGCCUCGAGGGAGAAGAAGGCGAGAAAGUUGGAGGAGGAGGAGAAGAGCGUGUUUGCGGUGGUGAAACGGUCGAGGGAUCCUUAUGGUGACUUCCGGAGCUCGAUGGUGGAGAUGAUCAUGGAGAGGCAAAUCUUCGGGGCAGAGGAUUUGGAGAAGCUCCUCCAUUAUUACCUCGCUUUAAACUCUCCACACCACCACCCAAACAUCCUCCAUGCUUUCUCUGAGAUAUUGGUAGUCAUCUUCGGUAACUGAUGUAUCAAAGCUGAUGGAAGCUUUUGGUGUUUCUCUUAUUGUUGGAAUGAUCAUUGUUAAUUAACUAGGUAUUGGUUACUGACUGUAAUAUUAGUCCGGUUUUUGCGUGUUAUCCUUCUAAUUAAUAUCUUAGCUUGGUUACUUUUUAUCA
Molecule: messenger RNA, 1317 nt
Organism: Phoenix dactylifera (date palm)
Lineage: Eukaryota; Viridiplantae; Streptophyta; Magnoliopsida; Arecales; Arecaceae
Biological process (GO): negative regulation of DNA-templated transcription
Source: RefSeq, a predicted model, not a curated record